ACCGGUCACUCUGUGUUGCCGCGUGUGAGAAACACUGAUUAUUACAAGUGAAUAUAAACAAAACAAUAAAACGAUGUGCGUCAUUGUGUGAAGUGACAAGUUGAGUUUAAUCGCGAUUACCUAUGCUAUUGUCUUUGCAAGGUAAGAUUUUUCUUUCGUUUGUACAAAACGCUUGUUCAAAAGUUCUCAAAUUAUUUGAUAUUUAUUCACAAAUGCUGAUUACUACGAAUUAUAUGCCCGAUCACAAGUUACACAGAUGAGCAUCUUACAAUAUUGCGUGUCUGAUUCCUGCGACAGAAGGACGGUGAUUUUAGUAAGUCGCGAUAAUUUUUUUUUCAGGUAAUAAUAAAAAAACGUGUUAUCUAGCAAAAUGAAAUUAACUGCGUAAGUCACGUACGACAAAAAAGAUAAUAUAAUUUAAAUGAGUCAUCUAUUUAGACAAGCAUUUUUUAAAUUAGGUCUGAACUAUAUAUUCGAAUUUCCUUCAGCAAAUAUAAUUCGACUCUCAACAGUUUUUUUUAAUUGCUUCCUUGACUGACAUAGAAAAUGAAACUAUUUAUUAUCGUUUUGUAUAGUUAGUAAGCAAAAAAAUUGAUGUUUUUUUUUUAUCGCACUCAAACUGCAUUGAACGUAACGAAGGAAAAAAGUAUCCGAUUCCGAUGAAAAAAAUCCUGAUCAAGCUGUAUUGUAAAUGUAUAUAAAUAGUAUCUAACGACAUGUAAAAUAUACUCGUCAUACAAUUAGACAACAAUUUUUCGUAUAAACUCAAGUGUUUUCUUUCUUUUUCAAUAAUUUAUAAUGACUAUCAAAUCCUACAUUUUUAAAGAUCCAAAAAAAGAGAUAUUAAAAAAUUCGUUAGAAGAAAUCAAUGAUGCUCCCAAUCUAAGAUACAUCGUUUAUGAAAACCGGCCUCACAGAAUCCUGCCCACCUUACACACCCACGCAAGUGAGUUUAAUAAUUUAGAUGCGCUGCGCAUCUCAUUCAACGUUCCGACUAAAGCUACAGUGUGCCACGCGCGCGGCGUUCAGCGCCAGCCAGCAGCAGCACAGGCACAGCUGUCGUGCUGUUUCCAAGUAAGACAGAGAAUCGAUGACAUUAGCCGGCUCAAGUUGUCUGCUGGCAAUUUCAAACAAUUCUCUGCCUGGAUUUUCCUUUAAAGAUAUUCCCAUAAGGUGAUUUAGGAGCAACUAUGACAUACACUUGGAUGUUGCACUGGUUUUCCAGGUGAUAAAGUAACAAUAGUACACUUCAUCUAUGCAAACCUCUAUUAAACAAUAUCCUCCCACAUUAUUUAAAUGGACUAAAAGUGAAACUCUAAUUUCAAUAGAUAUUGCCUUGACAAAAAUAUGCCAAGAUCAAAUAUUAAAUAUGAACUCGCCGAAGAUGACGAAGAGACUUAUGACUACUUUAUUCAACAUGCACCGGAGCAUCAGCCAGCUACCAGAAAAACCCUUUUUUGGAAUAAGUUGAUGCAGACCAUUACUCUUAUUGCUGUAUAUUUUGUACUGUCUAUUGGACUUACCUUUUAUCAAAAAUGGUUGUAUGGAACUUAUAAAUUUAAUUACCCAUUGUCAGUGAUAUGUGUUCACUUAGUUUUGAAGUUUAUCUUAGCUGGUUUGAUAAGAUCUCUGAGAAAAUGUUCCAAACAUCAACAAGUUUGUCGAUUAUCAUGUCAAACAAUAGUCUGGACAUUGAGCUUACCAGGCAUUGCAAGUGGUUUGGACAUUGGAUUUUCAAAUUGGGGCAUGUCACUUGUCACAAUGUCUUUGUAUACUAUGACCAAAUCUACAACCAUUAUUUUUAUCCUUGGCUUUGCUCUUCUUUUUGGGUUAGAAAAAAAGUCAUGGCUUCUUGCUGGAAUAGUAUCUAUGAUCUCUUGUGGAUUAAUAAUGUUUACAUAUGAAUCUGUGGAUUUUAACUUGAUAGGUUUCAUAUUAUGUCUCCUUGCAUCUCUAACGAGUGGAGUACGCUGGACAAUGGCACAAAUGAUAAUGCAAAAGUCUAAAAUUGGAUUGAGAAAUCCAAUCGAUAUGAUGUACUACAUGCAACCAUGGAUGCUUCUAUCAAUAUUUCCUGUAGCUGUGGCAAUGGAGAGUUCAGAAGUGUACAAAGCUCUUCAGAAAUAUGACUGGAAUGAUUCUACGCUUAUAGUCACUGUAACUUAUGUUUUAAGUGGAGGCUUGUUGGCGUUUAUGAUGGAAGUUAUGGAAUUUUUGGUUGUUACUUAUACUUCUAGUCUUACAUUAUCUAUAGCUGGAAUAUUCAAAGAAAUAAGUAUUGUGGUCAUAGCAUAUGAAUACAGAGGAGAUAAAAUUAGUGGCCUUAAUUUUGUGGGCUUACUCAUGUGCCUUGGUGGAAUAACUCUACAUGUAGUUCAUAAGAUAAUGAUAAACAAAAAAGAAUCCUGCAAAGAAUUGGAGUUGCAAUCAAAUUCAUUGACGACAACCUGUUUAAAGUCUCAAGAUACUAAUGAUACUAAUUUUCCACUGAUUAUGCAGAAAUCGAGUUCCCUCACUAAUUUGCUAAAUGCCAAUUUUAGCUCUGAUGAGGAAGAGGAUCAAUUCACGAAGGAAAAUUCAAAGCAGCUGCUGUCUGAUAUCAUCCAGAGAAGAGAAUGAAAAUGUUUAUAUUUUGUUUAAUUUUUUGUUUAUAGCACAAAUGAUGACUAGAUUUUUCUAUCGUUUCAAUCUUACGACUUGCAUUUUAUUAAAUGUGUAAUAAUUUCAAUGCAUAAUAAGUAAGAGAUUACUUUAAAAGCUCAUACGAAAAUUAAUUAAUAAUCAAUUGGUUUAGUCACUAGAUGUUAAGAGAUUUAGUUGUGUAUUGAACGCUGUUUAAUCCAGUGGAAAGCAUUAUUCAUAGUCACUUGUAAAUGCCAGUCCAUUACCAAUGAUUAUUAUUGAGUUCAUUGUGUCAUUAUUCCAUAGUGUUUCUACAAUUUUUACGUAGACAUUUCAACACGUUUGUCUUACCAAAGUUGAAAAUAAUUUUUAACAUUUCCUUAAUCUAGUGUAUUGACGAUGCCAUACUGAAAAUAAAUACAUCCUCGACGUACAAAAAUGUGAUCACAUUUACAUCUUUAUGAAAAAAUGAUAAUGCUUUGAUGAUUUUCAUUGUAAGUUAAUGAAACAUACUGUAUUUAUUAGAUUUAAGAAUAGAGUCUAGACUUCUGAAUGUUUGUUUCUUUUUUAAAAAAGUUCUUAUUCUGUUCAUAAGUUGUCUGUGAUGACUAUUUUGCAUAAUCGACUUAGUAAUAUGUGAAAUUAACAUCAGUUCAUUGUUAUUCCUAUUGUAAAAGUGAAAUGCUUGAGUUUUAUGUACAAACAAAUGAUCCUUUUGUCGAAUGGACCAUCUUUUAACAUAAUAUUAUACAGAUAAAUACAUAUUUUUUUAUUCGAAAAAAAUUGCAAAUAUCUCAUAUAUGGACUAGAUAACUUCUUUUAAGUAAAAAAUUAAUUUAUUUAACUAUUACAUGCUUGAUAUCGAGAAAUAGUAUUUGAAAGUAAAAAAAUUACGCGAGAAAUCAAAAUACGUUGAGCUUGCCAUACAUUGUAAAGGCACAGGAUCGAAAAAAAUUAUUGAAAUAAUGAUAAUCUAUUAAUCAUAAAUCAUUUUAUUGAAGUACAACUUUAAAAAGAUUACGCAAUCCAGAACAAUGAAAAAACUACAUAAAAAAUCAUAUUUAUAAAUUUGGCUAUUAUCGUUCGCUUGGCAAAAUACAAACAUUUUGUAUAAAAAAAAUCAUGCAUAUAUAUAUAAAAUGUAUAUUUAAUGUGCGCAUCGAAACAUGUUUCUAAUUACAAGAAAUUCACUCUACGAAAUAUACAAAUAAAAAUUCAGUAUAAAAAAAUGUGAUGUUUCGUUAUUAUGUAUCAUAAUGAUAAUAAUUGCCUACAAAACUUAAAAAAUAAGUAGUUAUCUCACUAGUAAUACACUUCAUUUUUUAAAUAAAUGAACAAAUAAAACAUUUCCACGAAUACAUUUGGAAUAAGACAUUUUCGUUUUAGCAAUCUAUUUAAUAAAGCGGCAGUGAUGACAUUCAAAGUUUUCGAUUCACACAACUAUUAGACAGUGUGUAACAUUAUUUUAUUUAUUAAAGUACUCAAGAAAGCUUACUAUAAAAUUGACUAAUACAUACAUAUAGAACGACUAUAUUUUGAAAGACAAGUAAAAUGCGCUUGUCUUAAAAGUCUUUUCCCUAAAACUGAUAAUAUUUUUCCCCUUUCUGUUAACAAUUCUAGUUUAGUUUACUUUUUUUAUCACUGCGACAUUAAAAAUUGUCAGCUACCUUUAAAUGACUGUCAAAAAUCCUAAUAAAUAAUCUCUUUUGAAAAGCGUACAGUUUUCCUGUAGAAAUAUUCUAGAAACACAUUCUGAUAUAAAC
Molecule: messenger RNA, 4385 nt
Organism: Phymastichus coffea
Lineage: Eukaryota; Metazoa; Arthropoda; Insecta; Hymenoptera; Eulophidae
Product: solute carrier family 35 member C2
Exons: 7
Coding region: 1348-2619 (423 amino acids)
Biological process (GO): UDP-glucose transmembrane transport
Cellular component (GO): endoplasmic reticulum-Golgi intermediate compartment; cis-Golgi network; Golgi apparatus
Molecular function (GO): antiporter activity
Source: RefSeq, a predicted model, not a curated record